Messenger RNA from Microtus ochrogaster (prairie vole), 14475 nucleotides. RefSeq names its product heparan sulfate proteoglycan 2 (gene Hspg2). Gene Ontology annotation, cellular component: neuronal cell body; axon; plasma membrane. Gene Ontology annotation, molecular function: calcium ion binding; protein binding; axon guidance receptor activity. The transcript is spliced from 96 exons. Gene Ontology annotation, biological process: synapse organization; homophilic cell-cell adhesion. The record is from RefSeq and is a predicted model, not a curated record. NCBI's taxonomy places the organism in Eukaryota, Metazoa, Chordata, Mammalia, Rodentia, Cricetidae.
CGAAGGACUCCGCAGGACAGCAAGCGGGUGGCUCCGGGCGGCGCCGAGAGAGCGAGAGAACGAGGCCCGGCCAUGGGGCGGCGGGCAGUGGGCGCGCUGCUUCUGGGGCUGCUGCUGCACGCGCGGCUGCUCUCGGUGACGCACGGCCUGAGGGCGUAUGAUGGCCUUUCCCUGCCUGAGGACACAGAGACCGUCACAGCUGGCCACGCUGGCUGGACCCACUCAUACCUCUCUGACGAUGAGGACCUGCUGGCUGAUGAUGCAUCAGGAGAUGACCUGGGCAGUGGAGACAUGGGCAGCGGGUUCGAGAUGGUCUAUUUCCGGGCUCUGGUAAAUUUUACUUGGUCCUUUGAGUACAGCCCCCAGCUGGAGAAUGCGAGCUCCAAAACAUUCCGAGAGGUGUCGGAGGCCGUGGUGAAUAAGCUGGAGGCAGAGUAUAUGAAGAUCCCGGGAAACCAGAUCGUCAGCGUGGUGUUCAUCAAGGAGCUGGAUGGCUGGGUCUUUGUUGAGCUUGAUGUGGGCUCCGAAAAGAAAUCGGAUGGGCCUCAGAUUCAGGAGGUCCUGUAUAAAGUGGUCUCCAGCGGCUCCAUUGGCCCCUACAUCACCUCUCCCUGGGGAUUCAAGUUCCGACACCUGGGCAGAGUGCCCUGGUUCCCAAGGGUUUGCACCGAGACGGAGUUUGCUUGCCACAGUUAUAACGAGUGUGUGGCUCUGGAGUAUCGCUGUGACCAGCGACCUGACUGCAGGGACAUGUCUGAUGAGCUCGAUUGCGAGGAGGCCGUCCCAGAGCUCAGCUCCUUGCCACCUGCUGUUGUGAAGGUGUCACCUUUACCAGAGGCAGCCGCAACAGCUCCACCGCCAGUCACGCAUAGGCCUCAAUUUCUGUUUCCCAGCGUGGCUGUGCCCGUGCCCGCAGCCUGUGGACCCCAGGAGGCCACAUGCCACAGCGGGCACUGCAUCCCCAAAGAUUACCUUUGUGAUGGUCAGGAAGACUGCAAGGAUGGCAGUGAUGAACUGGACUGUGGGCCCCCUCCACCCUGCGAACCUAACGAGUUCCCCUGUGGAAAUGGACACUGCGCUCUCAAGUUGUGGCGCUGCGAUGGAGACUUUGAUUGUGAGGACCGCACAGACGAGGCCAAUUGCCCCGUCAAGGAGCCUGGGGAAGAAUGUGCACCCACACAGUUCCGAUGUGUCUCCACCAACCAGUGCAUCCCUGCCAGCUUCCACUGUGAUGAGGAACCUGACUGUCCUGAUCGCAGUGAUGAGUUUGGCUGCAUGCCCCCCCAGGUGGUGACCCCUCCCCAGCACUCCAUCCAGGCUUCCCGGGGCCAGACAGUGACUCUCACUUGCGUAGCCAUUGGUGUCCCCACACCCCUCAUCAACUGGAGGCUCAACUGGGGCCACAUCCCUGUCCAUCCCAGGGUGACAAUGACCAGCGAGGGAGGGCGUGGCACACUGACCAUCCGAGAUGUGAAGGAGGCAGACCAGGGCGCAUACACCUGUGAAGCCAUGAAUGCACGUGGCAUGGUGUUCGGCAUUCCAGAUGGCGUGCUGGAGCUCGUCCCACAGCGAGGCCCCUGCCCCGAUGGACACUUCUACCUGGAGGACAGUGCCUCCUGCCUUCCCUGCUUCUGCUUUGGUGUGACCAACGUGUGCCAGAGCAGUCGGCGCUUCCGGGACCAGAUCCGGCUGAGCUUUGACCAGCCCAAUGACUUCAAGGGUGUGAAUGUGACCAUGCCCUCGCAGCCCGGUGUGCCCCCCCUCUCCUCCACCCAGCUGCAGGUCGACCCGGCCCUGCAGGAGUUCCAGCUGGUUGACCUGUCACGCCGCUUCCUCGUCCAUGAUGCUUUCUGGGCCCUACCCAAGCAGUUUCUGGGUAACAAGGUGGACUCCUAUGGUGGCUCCCUGCGCUACAAGGUGCGCUAUGAGCUGGCACGAGGCAUGCUGGAGCCAGUACAGAAACCAGAUGUGAUCCUCGUGGGUGCAGGUUACCGCCUUCACUCCCGAGGCCACACACCCACCCAGCCCGGAACUCUGAACCAGCGCCAGGUCCAGCUGUCUGAGGAACACUGGGUCCAUGAGUCUGGCCGGCCCGUGCAGCGGGCUGAGAUGCUGCAGGCACUGGCGAGCCUGGAGGCUAUACUGCUGCAGACAGUGUACAACACCAAGAUGGCCAGUGUGGGACUGAGUGACAUUGUCAUGGACACCACUGCCACCCACACCACCAACCACGGUCGUGCUCACAGUGUAGAGGAGUGCAGAUGCCCCAUUGGCUAUUCUGGUUUGUCUUGCGAGAGCUGUGAUGCCCACUUCACCCGGGUGCCUGGAGGGCCCUACCUAGGCACUUGCUCUGGCUGUAAUUGCAAUGGCCAUGCCAGCUCGUGUGACCCUGUCUAUGGCCACUGCCUGAAUUGUCAACACAACACAGAAGGACCUCAGUGUAACAAGUGCAAGGCUGGCUUCUUUGGGGAUGCCACACAAGCCACAGCCACUGCCUGCCGGCCCUGCCCCUGCCCAUACAUCGAUGCUUCUCGAAGAUUCUCAGACACUUGCUUUCUGGACACGGAUGGCCAAGCCACCUGUGAUGCUUGUGCCCCAGGCUACACGGGCCGUCGCUGUGAAAGGUGCGCCCCUGGCUAUGAAGGCAACCCCAUCCAGCCAGGCGGGAAGUGCAGACCCACCAACCAGGAAAUCGUGCGCUGUGAUGAGCGAGGCAGCCUGAGCACCACGGGAGAGGCCUGCCGCUGUAAGAACAAUGUGGUGGGGCGCUUGUGCAAUGAGUGCGGAGAUGGCUUCUUCCACCUGAGCAAGCAGAACCCCGACGGCUGCCUCAAGUGCUUCUGCAUGGGAGUCAGUCGCCAAUGCAGCAGCUCCUCCUGGAGCCGUGCCCAGGUCCUCGGGGCUUCCGAACAGCCCUCUCGGUUCAGCCUGACGAAUGCUGCAGGUUCUCACACCACCAGUGAGGGUAUCUCGUCUCCUGCACCUGGGGAGCUGCUGUUCUCCUCCUUCCACAACCUCCUGUCUGGACCCUACUUCUGGAGCCUUCCCGCCAGCUUCCGAGGAGACAUGGUGACCUCCUAUGGAGGAGAGCUGCGCUUCACCGUAACCCAGCGGCCCCGGCCCAGUUCUGCACCCCUUCACAGACAACCACUGGUGGUACUGCAGGGGAAUGGCAUCACGUUGGAGCACCACGCCUCAAGGGAGCCCAGCCCUGGGCAGCCCACCAACUUCAUAGUGCCCUUCCGAGAGCAAGCCUGGCAGCGUUCUGAUGGGCAGCCAGCCACAAGGGAGCACCUGCUGAUGGCCCUGGCAGACAUUGACAUCCUCCUCAUCCAAGCAUCCUACACCCAGCAUCCGGCCGAGAGCAGGAUCUCUGGCAUUAGCAUGGACAUGGCUGUGCCGGAGAACACCGGCCAGGACUCAGCGUUGGAAGUAGAACAGUGCACCUGUCCACCCGGGUACCGCGGUCCUUCCUGCCAGGACUGUGACACAGGCUACACACGCAUGCCCAGUGGGCUCUACCUGGGCACCUGUGAACGCUGCAACUGCCAUGGCCACUCAAAGAUCUGUGAGCCCGAGACUGGUAUUUGCCAGAGCUGCCAGCACCACACGGUGGGCGAUCGCUGUGAGCAGUGUCAGCCAUGGUACUAUGGGGAUGCCCAGCGGGGUACACCACAGGACUGCCAGCCCUGCCCAUGCUAUGGAGCCGCUGCUGCUGGCCAGGCUGCCCAUACUUGCUUCUUGGACACAGAUGGUCACCCCACGUGUGACUCGUGCUCACCAGGCCACAGCGGGCGUCACUGUGAGAGGUGAGAUGGGCAGUGGGGAGUGCCGGGGGCCCAGGAAGGAUGCCAUCUGUGGCUUCUUUACACUUCAGGAGAUGGUCAGGUCCCAGAGGGACUAGGCUGUGGCUGUGACCCCCAUGGCAGUGUCAGCAACCAGUGUGAUGCCGCUGGUCAGUGCCAAUGCAAGGCCCAAGUGGAAGGUCUUACCUGCAGCCACUGCCGGCCCCACCACUUCUACCUGAGUGCCAGCAACCCAGAAGGCUGCCUGCCCUGCUUCUGCAUGGGUGUCACCCAGCAGUGUACCAGCUCCUCUUACUCACGCCACCAGAUCUCCACCCACUUUGCUCCUGGGAACUUCCAAGGCUUUGCCCUGGUGAACCCGCAGCGCAACAGCCAGCUGACAGGAGGCUUCACCGUGGAAUCGGUGCCUGGUGGGCCCCAGCUCUCUUUUGGCAACUUUGCCCACCUUGGCCAGGAGUCCUUCUACUGGCAACUUCCAGAUACAUACCAGGGAGACAAGGUGGCGGCCUAUGGUGGGAAGCUACGGUAUACCCUCUCCUACACAUCAGGGCCACAGGGCAGCCCGCUCUCGGACCCCGAUAUCCAGAUCACGGGCAAUAACAUCAUGCUGGUGGCCUCCCAGCCUGCACCACAGGGCCCAGAGAGAAAGAGCUAUGAGAUCAUCUUCCGAGAGGAGUUCUGGCGGAGGCCAGAUGGACAGCCUGCGACCCGUGAGCACUUGCUCAUGGCCCUGGCGGAUCUGGAUGAACUUCUGAUUCGGGCCACGUUCUCCUCAGUGCCACGGGCAGCCAGUAUCAGCGCCGUGAGCCUAGAAGUGGCCCAGCCAGGACCCUCUGGUGGACCCCGAGCCCUUGAGGUGGAAGAAUGCCGCUGCCCUCCAGGCUAUGUUGGGUUGUCCUGCCAGGACUGCGCCCAAGGCUACACGCGCACUGGGAGCGGACUGUACCUUGGCCACUGUGAGUUGUGUGAAUGCAAUGGCCACUCCGACCUGUGUCACCCGGAGACUGGAGCCUGCUCGCGAUGUCAGCACAACACUGCCGGAGAGUUCUGUGAGCUGUGCGCAACCGGCUACUACGGGGAUGCUACGGCUGGGACACCUGAGGACUGCCAGCCAUGUGCUUGCCCACUGACCAACCCAGAGAACAUGUUCUCCCGCACCUGUGAGAGCCUUGCGGCCGGAGGAUACCGCUGCACUGCCUGCGAACCCGGCUACACCGGCCAGUACUGUGAACAGUGUGCCCCAGGCUACGUGGGUAACCCCAAUGUGCAAGGAGGCCGGUGCCAGCCACUGACCAAAGACUCCCUGGAGGUUCAGGUCCAUCCCUCUCGGAGCGUAGUUCCCCAAGGCGGCCCACACUCCCUGAGGUGCCAGGUCAACGGGAGUCCACCUCACUACUUCUACUGGUCCCGUGAAGAUGGGCGGCCGUUACCCAGCAGUGCUCAGCAGCGCCAUCAAGGCUCUGAGCUCCACUUCCCUAGCGUGCAGCCCUCCGACGCCGGUGUCUACAUCUGCACCUGCCGAAACCUACAUCACACCAGCAACAGCAGGGCUGAGCUCCUGGUCACUGAGGCUCCCAGCAAGCCCAUCACAGUGACAGUGGAGGAGCAACGGAGCCAAAGUGUGCGGCCUGGAGCUGAUGUCACCUUCAUCUGCACAGCCAAGAGCAAAUCUCCAGCCUACACCCUGGUGUGGACCCGCCUACACAAUGGGAAGCUGCCCUCUCGUGCUAUGGACUUCAACGGCAUCCUGACCAUCCGCAACGUACAGCCAAGUGAUGCAGGCACCUAUGUGUGUACUGGCUCCAACAUGUUCGCCAUGGACCAGGGCACAGCCACGCUGCAUGUUCAAGUCUCAGGCACCUCAACUGCACCUGUGGUCUCCAUACAUCCGCCACAGCUCACUGUGCAGCCUGGACAAAUGGCUGAGUUCCGCUGCAGCGCCACAGGGAACCCCACACCCACUCUGGAAUGGUCAGGAGGUCCUGGUGGCCAGCUUCCUCAGAAGGCUCAGAUCCAUGGUGGCAUCCUGCGUCUGCCAGCAAUCGAGCCCUCAGAUCAGGGCCAGUACCUGUGCCGCGCCCUCAGCAGCGCUGGGCAGCAUGUAGCCAGGGCCAUGCUUCAGGUGCACGGAGGCAGUGGACCCAGGGUCCAGGUGAGCCCCGAGAGGACCCAGGUGCACGAGGGCCGCACGGUCAGGCUAUACUGCAGGGCAGCUGGAGUCCCCAGUGCCAGCAUCACCUGGAGGAAGGAGGGAGGCAGCCUGCCUCCACAGGCCCGGUCAGAGAACACAGACAUCCCCACGCUGAUCAUCCCAGCCAUUACACCUGCUGACGCUGGCUUCUACCUCUGUGUGGCCACCAGCCCCACCGGCACCGCUCAGGCCCGCAUCCAGGUGGUCGUCCUCUCAGCCUCAGGUGCCAGCUCCGUGCCAGUCAGGAUUGAGUCCUCAUCACCGUCUGUGACUGAAGGACAGACUCUUGACCUCAACUGUGCUGUGAUGGGAUUGACCUAUACCCAGGUCACAUGGUACAAGCGAGGGGGCAGCCUGCCUCCCCAUGCCCAGGUCCACGGCUCCAGGCUGCGGCUCCCCCAGGUCUCACCAGCAGACUCUGGAGAAUAUGUGUGUCGAGUAGAGAGUGACUUGGGACCCAAGGAGGCUUCCAUUGUUGUCUCUGUCCUUCACGGCGUUCAUUCAGGCCCCAGCUACACCCCAGCCACUGGCGGCACCCCACCCAUCCGCAUUGAGUCCUCAUCCUCCCAUGUGGCCGAGGGGCAAACCUUGGAUCUAAACUGUGUGGUGCCUGGGCAGGCACAGGUGACGUGGCGGAAACGCGGAGGCAGCCUUCCCGCCCGGCACCAGACCCACGGUCCCCUGCUGAGACUACACCAGGUGUCCCCUGCCGAUUCAGGCGAGUACGUGUGCCACGUGGUCCUCGGCUCUGAGCAUAAAGAGACCUCCGUUCUGGUCACCAUCGAACCUUCCGAGGCCAUCCCUGCCCCUGGACCUGUCCUGCCUGUCAGAAUUGAGUCUUCAUCCUCCACAGUAGCUGAGGGUCAGACGCUGGAUCUCAACUGCGUGGUGGCAGGACAAGCCCAUGCACAGGUCACAUGGUACAAGCGUGGGGGCAGCCUGCCCGCCCGACACCAGGUCCGUGGCUCCCGCCUAUACAUCUUCCAGGCCUCUCCAGUAGAUGCUGGAGAAUAUGUUUGCCGGGCAGGCAAUGGGCAGGAGGCCACCAUCACAGUCAAGGUCACAGGCAACCAAGGGGCCAACUUUGCCUACCCUCCGGGUAGCACACCACCUAUUCGCAUUGAGCCCUCUUCCUCUCACGUGGCUGAGGGGCAAACCCUGGAUCUAAACUGUGUGGUGCAGGGACAGGCCCAUGCCCAAGUCACAUGGCACAAGCGAGGUGGUAGCCUGCCCGCCCGGCACCAGACCCAUGGCUCACUGCUGCGGCUGCACCGGGUGUCUCCUGUCGACUCAGGAGAAUAUGUGUGCCAAGUGGAGGGAGGGCCCGUGCCUCUGGAGAGCUCCGUCCUGGUCACCAUUGAGCCUGCAGGCUCUGUGCCUGCACUUGGGGUCACCCCUCCAGUCCGAAUCGAGUCAUCUUCCUCCCAUGUGGCAGAAGGGCAGAGCUUGGAUCUGAACUGCCUUGUUGCUGGACAGGCUCAUCCCCAGAUCUCCUGGCACAAGCGUGGGGGCAGCCUCCCUGCCCAGCAUCAGGUACAUGGCUCAAGGCUGAGACUGCUCCGGGUGACCCCGGCUGACUCCGGGGAGUACGUGUGCCGUGUGGUCAGUGGCUCCAGCACCCAGGAAGCUUCUGUCCUUGUCAGCAUUCAGCAGCAGCUCAGCCCCUACCACUCCCAGAGCGUGGUGCACCCUGUUCGCAUCGAGUCCUCGUCACCUUCGCUGGCCAAUGGGCAUACUCUAGAACUGAACUGCUUGGUGACUAGCCAUGCCCCCCAUACCAUCACCUGGUAUAAGCGUGGAGGCAGCUUACCCAGCCGGCAUCAGAUCGUGGGCUCCCGCCUCCGCAUCCCUCAAGUGACCCCAGCGGACUCUGGAGAGUAUGUGUGUCAUGUCAGCAAUGGCGUUGGCUCCCAGGAGACCUCACUCAUCGUAACCAUCGAGAGCAGAGGUCCCUCCCAGGUGCCCAGUGUCUCCCCACCCAUGAGGAUUGAGACCUCAUCCCCCACAGUGGUGGAAGGACAGACCGUGGAUCUGAACUGUGUGGUGGUUGGGCAGCCCCAGGCCACCAUCACAUGGUACAAGCGUGGGGGCAGCCUGCCUUCCAGACACCAGGCCCAUGGCUCUCGGCUACGGCUACACCGGAUGUCAGUGGCUGACUCCGGCGAGUAUGUGUGCCGAGCCAACAACAACAUUGAUGCCCAGGAGACCUCCAUCGUGAUCUCCGUCUCCCCCAGCAACAACAGCCCCUCUGCCCCAGCCGGUGCAGCACCCAUCAGAAUCGAGUCCUCCUCUUCACACGUGGCCGAAGGACAGACCCUGGAUCUGAACUGUGUGGUCCCUGGACAGGCCCACGCCCAGGUCACAUGGCACAAGCGAGGGGGCAGCCUCCCCGCUCGUCAUCAGACCCACGGCUCAAGGCUGCGGCUGCACCAGGUGUCUCCAGCUGACUCCGGCGAGUAUGUGUGCAGAGUCCUGAGCAGCUCUGGCCCUCUGGAGGCUUCGGUCCUGGUCUCCAUUACAGCAUCUACCUCUAACAGCCAUGUCCCUGGUGGAGUCCCGCCCAUCCGCAUCGAGACCUCUUCCUCCCGAGUGGCUGAGGGGCAGACCCUGGAUCUAAACUGUGUGGUUCCUGGGCAGGCCCACGCCCAGGUCACAUGGCACAAACGUGGAGGCAGUCUGCCCGCUGGGCACCAGGUCCAUGGCCACAUACUGAGGCUGAACCGUGUAUCCCCAGCUGACUCUGGGGAGUACUCAUGCCAGGUGACUGGCAGCUCAGGUACCCUGGAGGCUUCUGUCCUGGUCACCAUCGAGGCCUCUAACCCCAGCCCCAUCCCUGCCCCAGGACUGGCCCAACCUGUCUAUAUAGAGUCCUCCUCCUCCCACGUGGCUGAAGGACAAACUCUGGAUCUGAACUGUGUGGUUCCAGGGCAAGCCCAUGCCCAGGUCACAUGGCACAAACGAGGGGGCAGCCUGCCUGCACGACACCAGACUCAUGGCUCCCUGCUGAGACUCCACCAUAUCUCCCCUGCUGAUUCUGGCGAGUACGUGUGCCAAGUGGCUGGUAGCUCCCGCCCUGAGCAUGAAGCUUCCUUCACAAUCACAGUCCCGCCCAGUGCAGGGUCUUCCUAUCGCCUCAGGAGUCCCGUCAUCUCCAUUGAGCCGCCCAGCAUGACAGUGCAGCAGGGCCAAGAUGCCAGUUUCAAGUGCCUCAUUCACGACGGAGCAACACCCAUCAACCUGGAGUGGAAGACCCGGAACCAGGAGCUGGAGGAUAAUGUGCACAUCAGCCCCAAUGGCUCCAUCAUUACCAUCGUGGGCACCCGGCCCAGCAACCAUGGAGCUUAUCGCUGUGUGGCUUCCAAUGCAUAUGGUGUGGCCCAGAGUGUCGUCAAUCUUAGUGUGCAAGGGUCUCCUACAGUGUCUGUGCUCCCCGAGGGCCCUGUGCAUGUGAAAAUGGGUAAAGACAUCACCCUGGAGUGCAUCAGUGCUGGGGAGCCCCGCUCUUCCCCCCGUUGGACCCGACUCGGCACCCCUGUCAAACUGGAGCCGCGGAUGUUUGGGCUCAUGAAUAGCCAUGCGAUGCUGAAGAUUUCAUCAGCUAAGCCAUCAGAUGCAGGCACCUAUGUGUGUCUAGCCCAGAAUGCGCUGGGCACAGCACAGAAGCAGGUGGAGGUGAUCGUGGACACCGGCACUGUGGCCCCAGGUGCCCCCCAGGUCCAAGUUGAAGAAGCUGAGCUGACCCUGGAGGCUGGACACACGGCCACUCUACAUUGCUCAGCCACAGGCAACCCCCCGCCCACCAUCCACUGGUCCAAGCUGCGCUCCCCACUGCCCUGGCAGCACCGGGUAGAAGGCAACACUCUGGUCAUUCCCCGGGUGGCCCAGCAGGACUCGGGCCAGUACAUCUGUAAUGCCACCAACACUGCUGGGCAUGCUGAAGCCACUGUUGUCCUGCACGUGGAGAGUCCUCCGUAUGCCACCAUAAUUCCAGAGCAUACCUCGGUGCAGCCAGGGAAGCUGGUUCAGCUGCAGUGCCUGGCUCACGGCACACACCCACUCACCUUCCAGUGGAGCCGUGUGGACGGCAUCCUCCCUGAAAGGGCUGUUGCCAGAAAUGAGCUUCUACGCUUGGAGCCCAUGGGCCCUGCAGACUCUGGUCGCUACCGCUGCCAGGUCUCCAACAAGGUGGGCUCGGCUGAGGCCUUUGCCCAAGUUCUGGUCCAAGGUCCUUCUGGCGAUCUCCCUGGCACUUCCAUCCCGGUAGGAUCCGUACACACUGUACAAGUCACUCCUCAGCUAGAGACCAAGAACAUCGGGGCCAGCGUUGAGUUCCACUGUGCUGUGCCCAAUGAGCGGGGCACCCACCUUCGAUGGCUCAAGGAGGGAGGUCAGCUGCCUCCUGGACACAGUGUACAGGAUGGAGUCCUCCGAAUCCAGAACUUAGACCAGAGCUGCCAAGGGACAUAUGUUUGUCAGGCCCAUGGGCCUUGGGGACAAGCCCAGGCCAGUGCCCAGCUAAUUGUGCAAGCCUUGCCUUCGGUGCUCAUCAAUGUCCGCACCUCUGUGCACUCGGUGGUAGUCGGCCACUCUGUGGAGUUUGAGUGCUUGGCACUGGGUGACCCUAAGCCUCAGGUAACUUGGAGCAAAGUUGGAGGACACCUAAGGCCUGGCAUUGUUCAAAGUGGAAGUGUCAUCAGGAUUGCCCAUGUGGAUCUGGCUGAUGCAGGACAGUACCGCUGUACGGCCACCAAUGCUGCUGGUACCACCCAGUCCCACGUGCUGCUGCUCGUACAAGCCUUGCCUCAGAUCUCAACUCCUCCAGAGGUCCGAGUACCUGCUGGCUCUGCGGCAGUCUUCCCAUGCAUGGCCUCAGGGUACCCGACUCCUGCCAUCACCUGGAGCAAGGUGGAUGGUGACCUGCCACCCGGCAGCCGCUUGGAGAACAACAUGCUGAUGCUGCCCUCAGUUCGCCCCCAGGACGCCGGCACCUAUGUGUGCACUGCCACCAACCGGCAGGGCAAGGUCAAAGCCUUCGCCUAUCUGCAGGUGCCAGAGCGAGUGGUACCCUACUUCACCCAGACACCCUACUCCUUCCUGCCACUUCCCACCAUCAAAGACGCCUACAGGAAGUUUGAGAUCAAGAUUACCUUCCGCCCAGACUCUGCAGAUGGGAUGCUGCUGUACAAUGGGCAGAAGCGGAUCCCAGGGAGUCCCACCAACCUGGCCAACAGGCAGCCUGAUUUCAUCUCCUUUGGCCUUGUGGGCGGAAGGCCUGAGUUCCGAUUUGAUGCAGGCUCUGGCAUGGCCACCAUUCGCCACCCCACACCGCUGGCCCUAGGCCAGUUCCACACCGUGACCCUGCUCCGAAGUCUUACUCACGGAUCCCUGAUUGUGGGCAAUUUGGCCCCUGUCAACGGAACCUCCCAGGGCAAGUUCCAAGGCUUAGACCUGAAUGAGGAGCUGUAUCUGGGUGGCUAUCCCGACUAUGGUGCCAUCCCGAAGGCUGGGCUGAGCAGUGGCUUUGUUGGCUGUGUGCGUGAGCUGCGCAUCCAAGGCGAGGAGAUCAUCUUCCACGACCUCAACCUCACAAAACAUGGCAUCUCCCACUGCCCUACUUGCCAGGACCGACCCUGCCAGAAUGGAGGCCAGUGCCAUGAUUCAGAGAGCAGCAGCUACAGAUGUGUCUGCCCUGCUGGCUUCACUGGCAGCCGCUGUGAGCAUUCACAAGCCUUGCACUGCCACCCAGAGGCCUGUGGGCCCGACGCCACCUGUGUGAACCGUCCAGAUGGUCGAGGCUACACCUGUCGCUGCCACCUGGGCCGCUCAGGGAUGAAGUGUGAGGAAGGUGUGACGGUGACUACCCCAUCUAUGUCUGGCACUGGCUCCUACCUGGUACUACCGGCUCUCACCAAUACCCACCAUGAGCUACGCCUGGAUGUGGAGUUCAAGCCGCUGGCACCUGAUGGUCUCUUGCUGUUCAGUGGUGGCAAGAGUGGGCCCGUGGAAGACUUUGUGUCCCUAGCGAUGGUUGGUGGCCACCUGGAGUUCCGCUAUGAGUUAGGGUCAGGUCUGGCUGUUCUGCGGAGCCAUGAGCCACUGGCCUUGGGACGCUGGCACCGAGUGUCUGCAGAGCGCCUCAACAAAGAUGGCAGCCUACGGGUGGAUGGAGGGCGCCCUGUGCUGCGCUCCUCACCAGGAAAGAGCCAGGGUCUCAACCUGCACACGCUGCUCUACCUGGGGGGCGUGGAGCCCUCCAUACAGCUGUCCCCAGCCACCAAUAUGAGUGCCCACUUCCAUGGCUGUGUGGGCGAGGUGUCUGUGAAUGGCAAGCGAUUGGACCUCACCUACAGCUUCCUGGGCAGCCAGGGUGUGGGCCAAUGCUACGACAGCUCCCCAUGUGAGCGCCAGCCCUGCCGCAAUGGUGCCACAUGCAUGCCUGCUGGUGAAUAUGAGUUCCAGUGCCUUUGUCAAGAUGGCUUUAAAGGAGACCUUUGUGAGCAUGAGGAAAACCCUUGCCAGCUCCAAGAGCCUUGUUUGAAUGGUGGCACCUGCCGGGGUACCCGUUGCCUCUGUCCUCCUGGCUUCUCUGGUCCACGCUGCCAACAAGGUGCUGGGUACAACGUAGUGGAAUCUGACUGGCACCUUGAAGGCAGUGGAGGCAAUGAUGCCCCUGGGCAAUAUGGAGCCUACUUUCAUGACAAUGGCUUCCUAGGCCUCCCCAGCAACAUCUUCUCCAGAAGCCUUCCUGAAGCACCUGAGACCAUUGAAUUCGAGGUUCGGACCAGCACAGCCAAUGGGCUCCUGCUCUGGCAGGGUGGGGUGAGAGAGGCCAGCCGCAGCAAAGACUUCAUUAGCCUUGGACUGCAAGAUGGCCAUCUUGUCUUCAGCUACCAACUGGGCAGUGGGGAGGCCCGUCUUGUCUCUGAGGACCCCAUCAAUGACGGCGAGUGGCAUCGGGUGACGGCGCUGCGAGAGGGCCAGAGAGGCUCCAUCCAAGUGGACGGUGAGGAGCUUGUCAGCGGCCGGUCCCCAGGUCCUAAUGUAGCGGUCAACACAAAGGAUAUGGUCUACAUUGGUGGUGCCCCAGAUGUGGCCACACUCACCAGAGCCAAGUUCUCCUCUGGGAUCACAGGCUGUAUCAAGAAUUUGGUGCUGCACUCAGCCCGGCCUGGAGGCCCACCCCCACAGCCCCUGGACUUGCAGCAUCGUGCCCAAGCAGGGGCCAACACACGUCCCUGCCCCUCAUAGGCACCCGCCUCCCUCCCACGGACUCUUGGGCAGCACCCAGCCUGACAAUGUCGAGUAUAUUAUUAUUAAUAUUAUUAUGACUUUUUGUAAGAGACUGAGGCAAUGCCACGCUUGCUGCUACCACCCUGGGCUGGACUGGAGGGUGGGUGCGCCAGCUCCCCCACGUGUGUGGGCAGAGCCCCAAGGCUGGUGGGCAGGGCAGGUGGACUGGAAGAGGUUUUCCUCAGAAGGUCACUGGGAAUUGAAGUCAGGCUGGUAGGGCUCAAAACUGCUCCACCUCCUUCCCCACUUCAAAGUAAAGUUGGGCUGUCCAUUUAGCAGCCCCAGGACAAUCCUCAUUGCUCUGAGUGCCAACCUCAGUUUACCACCUGGCACCUCACUGUCACACUGAAUGAGGGGACAUUGCAGUGGCCUGAGCUACUGUGCUGGGAACAGAAGGCAGCUCACUCCCCACCCGGCCACACCCCAGCUUCCUCCACCCCCACCUAGCCAGAAACCCCAUGUCCUUGGCAGCCUUCCCUCCCACCCAGCCCACUUCCACCUGCAUUCCCCACCACCACCCACACACAGCUCAGGGCCCUGCCCUCAGGAGCUGCAAGGGAGACCAACUCUUCCCUCCCCACCGGCUAGGCAGAGCCCAGCAAUGAAGUCCCACCACACCAGGCCGUACCCCCUACUCUUCUGGAGGUGAAGGCCCAGGGCGUGGGGGAGCAGGAAUCAGGAAGACCAGUGUCUUGGUGGGGCCUCAGAUUGGGAAGGGGAGGAGGGGUGAUGCCCUGCCCACCCGGAAGCCUGAGGGCCCAAUUGCAGAGUAAGCAGACCCAGACCACGGCUGUUGGGAUACUUGGCCUUGGGUCCUCAAGGGAACCCCUGUGGUCUUCAUCUGAUUUUUUUCUUAAUAAAUGGUGCUAUCCCCGCCAAAAGGUCUCCUGUCUCUUUGACAAGGGGUCCACUCAGUACUGCAUGGGGUGGAGGGCAGGGCAGGGUUUCUGAGAUCAGAAGGAAAAGCAAAACCAAACAAGUUUCACGAUCAGAUAACAGCCCAGUUCCUGGCCUUGGUACCCCUUCCCCAGGCCAGAGCAGUGCCCACCCUUGCUCUUCGGACCCUCCCAGCACAGUGCCCACCCCUGCCCACAGGACCUGUCCAGGACAGUGCCCACUCCUGCCCACAGGACCUGCCCAGCACAGCGCCCACCCCAGUCACAGAACCCACCCACACGACCUGUUCUC